Messenger RNA from Halteromyces radiatus, 1113 nucleotides. RefSeq names its product kinase-like domain-containing protein. NCBI's taxonomy places the organism in Eukaryota, Fungi, Mucoromycota, Mucoromycetes, Mucorales, Cunninghamellaceae. Gene Ontology annotation, biological process: peptidyl-threonine phosphorylation; peptidyl-serine phosphorylation. Gene Ontology annotation, molecular function: ATP binding; protein serine/threonine kinase activity. The coding region runs from base 1 to 1113 and encodes 370 amino acids. The record is from RefSeq and is a predicted model, not a curated record. The transcript has 6 exons.
AUGCAACAAUAUGAAUCGAUAUAUUUUAUGGGACAACCAGACAGCCGCAAACGCAGACAACAACAGCAACAACCGAAAAAUUCAUCUUCUGGAUUUUAUAAUGAUGGUUACGAUGAUGAACGUGGAGAUUAUCACAUUGUACUACGAGAUCAUUUGGCCUAUCGAUAUGAAGUCUUGAAUGUAUUGGGCAAGGGAUCUUUUGGUCAGGUAUUGAAAUGUUUUGAUCACAAAUCUGGUCAAACAGUGGCGGUCAAGUUAAUUCGGAACAAGAAACGGUUUCAUACACAAGCUAUGGUGGAAAUUCAUAUUUUGAAACGAUUAGUACAAUGGGAUCCUGAUGAUACACAUCAUAAUGUACGAAUGAAAGAUCAUUUCUUAUUUCGGCAACAUUUAUGCAUCGUAUUUGAAUGUCUUAGUAUCAACCUUUAUGAUUUUAUCAAAAGUAAUCAUUUCCAAGGCUUUAGUAUGGGCUUGAUCAAAAGAUUUACGGUACAAAUUUUGCAAUCUCUUUCCUUGUUACACCAACAUAAAUUAAUUCAUUGUGACUUGAAGCCAGAGAAUAUCUUAUUGAAAUCACCUAGUAAAAGUGCUAUCAAAGUGAUUGAUUUUGGAAGUUCCUUAUAUACGUAUAUUCAAAGUCGAUUUUACCGGUCUCCUGAAGUAAUUCUUGGUAUGAAUUAUGGAAUGGCCAUUGACAUGUGGAGUGUAGGAUGUAUUUUGGCGGAAUUAUAUACUGGGUAUCCUUUAUUUCCAGGGGAAAAUGAACAAGAACAAUUGGCUUGUAUUAUGGAAGUAUUGGAUGUGCCUCAUGGAUCACUUGUGGAAAAAUGCACUCGACGUAAACUAUUUUUUGAUGCAUUGGGACAACCUAGGAUUGUUGCGAAUUCAAAAGGGAAGAAACGUCUACCUCGAACAAAAACUUUGGAACAAGCAUUGGAAAGGAAAUAUCAACAUGAAGGCAAUAGUAAGAAUGGAUCGUCAACCACAACUACUUUUGUACUCUUUGUGGACUUUUUGAAACAAUGUUUACAAUGGGAUCCUGCUCAUCGUAUCACGCCUGAUCAAGCUCUUGCUCAUCCUUGGAUCAGUGGUUAUACCGAAAGGUUUGAAUAA